AUGUUUAGGGCGGAAGCUUCGCUCGCACAUUGUAGACACGGGCAGCCGCCUGCAAGCAUAUAUUUUCGAGGACAGCUGCUCCACUGUGCGGUACGGCGGACUUUUGACGAUGCUGAAGAUCCUGAUAUCAACAAAGUGCUGUACGAAGACGAUCUUUUCUCGUAUAAAGUACGGAAAGUCGUUAGUCUAGGGACCGCCCUUCACGAGGCAGCAAGCACUGGACGACCGAGCGUUAUUCAAAUGCUGAUUCGAAGGGGUGCUGAUGUCUCCAUCCGCGACCCCCGAGAAAGUACGGCGCUUGAGCGCUGCUUCGAUGCGCUGAGAACUCUUGAUCUCAAUACUAACACUACGAUAAAAGUUGGCCCAGUCAGAUGGGCGUAG
Messenger RNA from Pseudocercospora fijiensis CIRAD86, 381 nucleotides. RefSeq lists its product as uncharacterized. The transcript has 5 exons. Gene Ontology annotation, molecular function: protein binding. The record is from RefSeq and is a predicted model, not a curated record. Bases 1 to 381 code for a protein of 126 amino acids. NCBI's taxonomy places the organism in Eukaryota, Fungi, Ascomycota, Dothideomycetes, Mycosphaerellales, Mycosphaerellaceae.